UUAAUUAAGACCAGCCUAUUUCCAUGUGCCCUCCCCUAUAUUUUAAUACCCUGCAAUAUUCCUCUACCAAUCAAUUCCACCUCGCACUUUCAGCCCUAUAUAUAAUCCCCCCAACAUCAUACAACACAAGAAUACACACACACACACAAUUUCCAAAAUUUCCCUCAAAACCCCAAAAUGGAAUUACUUCUUACAAAAACAUCUCAAACUAAACUUCCCAUCACAAUUCUAUUACUUCUUGUUCUCACCCCACAUGUGCAUUCAACCAGCUCAAGUUCUAAGCCAUCGCAGGCCUCCCUGAACUUCAUCAGACAAUCAUGCAACACGACAACAUAUCCGUCCCAGUGCAUCAAGACCCUCACUCCCUACGCCUCCUCCGUUGGGACCAACCCCUUGAAACUAUGCAAUGCCGCCCUAGCGGUGGCCAUCAAGGCGACGAGCAAUUGCUCAGCCACCGUGUCGAAGCUGUGGAAGCAAAAGGGCAUCACGCGGGCCGAGGGCAGCGCGAUCAAGGAGUGCAUCGGCGAGCUGAAGGACGCAGUUUACGAGCUGAAGGAAACGGUGAGCGCCAUGGGGCAUUUGGGGGAUGCCGAUAGGGAAUUCCAAUGGGCUAACGCGAAGACGUACGCAAGCGCGGCGAUCACGGAUGCCGAGACGUGCAUCGAUGGGUUCCUGGGCAGGAAAGUAAGCUUGAAGGUGAAGAGAAAGAUAAGGGGGUGUGUUUCGGAGGUGGAGAAACAUAUUAGUAAUGCAUUGUCACUUAUCAAUCAUCUUUAUUGAAAUCAUAAGUACUUAGUUGUGUUUGGUUGAUUUGUUAAUCUGUGAUUGUGUUUAGAAGGGUACGUAUGAUCAAAUGAAUGGUUUGAAUUGUGGUAAAAGUACAAAGGUUUAAUUAAGGUGGGAAUUAAUGAUCUGUUUUUAUUGUUGAUA
Messenger RNA from Sesamum indicum (sesame), 930 nucleotides. RefSeq names its product pectinesterase inhibitor 4-like. Gene Ontology annotation, biological process: negative regulation of catalytic activity. The record is from RefSeq and is a predicted model, not a curated record. Lineage: Eukaryota; Viridiplantae; Streptophyta; Magnoliopsida; Lamiales; Pedaliaceae. Gene Ontology annotation, molecular function: enzyme inhibitor activity.